This is a messenger RNA of Acomys russatus (golden spiny mouse), 1169 nucleotides long. RefSeq names its product crumbs cell polarity complex component 3 (gene Crb3). The transcript is spliced from 4 exons. The coding region runs from base 384 to 752 and encodes 122 amino acids. Lineage: Eukaryota; Metazoa; Chordata; Mammalia; Rodentia; Muridae. The record is from RefSeq and is a predicted model, not a curated record.
UCGGGGUUCCAGCCUCGGACCUAGGAUUGGGAACCUGCGCGAAGUCCCUCUCAAACUCCUGAGCCAGGUAGCGAGGAAGGGCGCGCAGCCUGUCCUGUCCCCACCUCCUCCUUUCCUUUGCCUGGCCCAAGAACGCAGCCGGGGAGUUAAUCUUUAAAUCUCUGACCCUUGGCGCGGAGGGCGGGGAGCUCACUUCAAGCUUGGGUUGCCUGUCGCUGGGGCCAGGGCUUGAGUCCAGCCCCCCCACCCCACGCUGCGGCCUCUCUCCUGUUCUGAUCCCCAGGUCUCGGGGUGCAGGUGUCCUCCUCGACCCCAAGAUGCGGUAGGAAUUGGCGCCCUGGGGAAGUCCUGUCUUUGGCGCCACCAACUCGUCGCCCAAGCUCAUGGAGACCCCAGGCCUGGGGCUGCUCUUGGCGUUCGGCCUGCCGAUGCUCCCCGCCGGUUUGGGCCAAGCAACACCGGACCCUUUCACAAUGGACCUUUUCACAAAUAACUCGACUCAAACCCCAGACUCCGGUUCCAAUGAGGGCCUGUCUUCAGAGGCCGUAGUAGCCAUUAUUGUGGUCUUUUCCAUCUUGGGAGUCCUCCUCAUAGCAGUGCUGCUGUUCCUGCUAAUGCGGAAACUUCGAGAAAAGCGCCAGACAGAGGGCACCUACCGGCCCAGCAGUGAGGAGCAGUUUUCCCACGCAGCAGCUGAGGCCCGGGCCCCCCAGGACUCCAAGGAGCCAGUGCGGGGCUGCCUGCCCAUUUAGUUCCUCCCCUUCCUUCUUGUCACCCAUAUUCCCUUAUGUGCUGUGUGAGCUUGGGGGAAGGCAGCACCCUCUCUGGGCAGUCAGACUCACCCAAUGCGUAAGAAUAGAAGGGAAGAAAGUUCUUCAAAGACUUUGACUUUGAGGCCAAGGGCGGAUGGGGGCUGCUCACUUUUUAUAUAUUUAUAUGAAAUUGAGAGUAAGGUACAAUAAAGGUGUUUUUUUUUUUUUUUAAAGCUUGUGGGAAUAUUAGCUUAGAUGGAUUAGAUUUGAACUGUAAGCUUUUCGGGGGUCUUAACAGGCUGGAAGUAGGGGGAAGGACCUUCAGAUGAACCUUAAAGAUGCUUAUCCCAAGAGAUCACUUGGGGUGAUGGAUGAAGGUACAUUUUUGAGCUAACAGAGGGCCCCAGGUAAACGUAU